Molecule: messenger RNA, 7125 nt
Organism: Neolamprologus brichardi
Lineage: Eukaryota; Metazoa; Chordata; Actinopteri; Cichliformes; Cichlidae
Gene: msi2b
Product: musashi RNA-binding protein 2b
Biological process (GO): regulation of translation; central nervous system development
Cellular component (GO): cytoplasm
Molecular function (GO): mRNA binding
Source: RefSeq, a predicted model, not a curated record
AUCCCACGUGUGACGCUUUCAUUCCCGGCUCAGUAAUAUUCUCAUAGCGGGGCUUUGCAUAUCUCCUGCCGUAUCUGUGCGUGUCUGUCACUGUUACUGUAGUCCCAGCCUAUAGUUUGGAAUAGAUAUGGAAGGAGACGGGAGUCAAGCCACAUCCGGAAGCCUAAAUGAUUCACAACAUGACCCGGGUAAAAUGUUUAUCGGUGGCCUCAGCUGGCAAACCUCACCAGACAGCCUUAGAGACUAUUUUAGUAAAUUCGGAGAAAUAAGAGAAUGUAUGGUGAUGAGAGACCCCACGACAAAACGUUCAAGAGGAUUUGGGUUUGUUACAUUUACAGAUGCUGCCAGUGUAGAUAAAGUCUUAGCUCAACAACACCACGAAUUAGACUCAAAGACGAUUGAUCCUAAGGUUGCCUUUCCCCGUCGCGCCCAGCCUAAGAUGGUCACAAGAACAAAGAAAAUAUUUGUGGGUGGCUUGUCAGCCAAUACAGUAGUGGAAGACGUGAAGCAGUAUUUUGAACAGUUUGGGAAGGUUGAUGAUGCCAUGCUUAUGUUUGAUAAGACUACUAACAGACAUAGAGGAUUUGGUUUCAUAACAUUUGACAGUGAAGACAUCGUAGAGAAAGUCUGUGAAAUUCAUUUUCAUGAAAUCAAUAACAAAAUGGUAGAAUGUAAGAAGGCCCAGCCCAAGGAGGUGAUGUUCCCACCAGGUACACGGGGGCGAGCCAGGGGUCUGCCCUACACCAUGGAUGCCUUCAUGCUGGGGAUGGGCAUGCUAAGUUACCCUAAUAUUGUGGCAACGUAUGGUCGUGGAUACACUGGAUUCGCGCCCAGCUACAGCUACCAGUUCCCUGGCUUCCCAGCGACAGCAUAUGGACCGGUGGCGGCGGCGGCAGUAGCGGCAGCGCGUGGCUCAGGUAGGGGGGCCCGUGGAAGAGGCGGCUACUUGGCGUACCCACAGAGCACAGGGCCAGGCCUCCCCGAUUAUGGGUUUUACUCUGCGCCCAGUGACCAGAGGGGGGGGCCCUGCUCCUUUGCUGACUAUGGCUCCCUGGGGCCCCAAGCGGCUCAGAUGCUGCACAGUGAGCAUGCCACCUCCGCCUGCAACUCCCCCCUACAGCACCUACACAGCCCGGAUCAAUUUAAGAACCCAGGUGCCAACCCGUCAAGGCCCGGAGGUUUCCCCGGCGCUAAUAGUCCAGGGCCUGUGGCUGACCUAUAUGGACCUAGCAGCCAGGAUUCAGCUGUGGGCAACUACAUCAGUGCUGCUAGCCCUCAGCCUGGCUCUGGCUUUGGCCCCAGCAUCACAGGCCCGUUGAUUGCGACAGCUUUUACAAAUGGAUACCAUUGAACAGGUGGCCGGUUGCCAUCUCAUCAGAGCAGAGUAUAUCUGGUGGCCCAGGAAAGACAGGACGAAGUUUCUAAUUGGCUUUGUGUGCAGGUGAUGCUAAUCCAACUUCAAGCACUACAGCGUCACCCCGGCAAAACGAACGAAAGUCGGAACCAUAUGAAGAAGAAAAGAAAAUGUUUAUCAUCUCAGAAAAAUAACAACUGCUGUACUAUACUCCAAACCUCCUAUAACUUUACAACCUGGUUUGGUAUGAUGUUUCACGUCGAGUUCAUUCACCUACUUUCUUCCUCUGUUAGCUUUUCUUUUGAUUAGCUUUGAGAGAGUCGUUUUAGUUGAACCUUUAAUUUUGUGUCGUUUUUAUUUUAUCUUCUGGUAUUGUUGUGUAAAUCUUUUUUUUUUUUUUUUUGCUUUUUUUCGUUUGAAGUAUGGCGGUCAUAGCCAAGAAUAUCUUCAAAGUCACGUCUUCAUCUUUGUACUGGUGAGUCUAAAAGGAAAAAAGCUCGGGAUGUUUCAUUCAGUCUUUCUGCAAAAAAAAGAAAAGAAAGAAAACACAAGAAAAAAAAAAGACAAGCUCAGUGCAGAAAGACUCGGAGAAGAAAAAAAAACAUUUUAAGGAAAUUUUAAAGAAGGUAUCUAAGUAAUAAAUCUUAGUAGCUGUUUUAUUUCUUGUGAUGUCUCAUUGUUAACCAUAAUUACCUAUUUUUGGGCAAUACAAAGAGGACUCCAAUAUUUUUAUGGUCCUUUUUUAUAAGUGUUGUUUUUGUUGUUUAGAAAUAUAUAUAUAUGCUAUAACAAAUUUCAUAUAACUACAUUGUGAAUUCAAACUUGAGAAAAAGAAAUGUAGCUGUACAUAUUAUUCCAGUCACUGCAUAUAACCAACUCAGUGAGAGAAUAGCAUAUUUUUGUGAUGGUGUGUCAAAAGAACAUGUUAUAGCGUGUGAAUAGAAGACAAAGCUGUAAACAGUUAUUAUUCUACUUUUUUUUUUUUCUGCUGGAAGACGGUAUAACAACCCCACACGGAAACAAACACACGAACACACACACGCCUAGCACACACACACUUGCUCUGUAAAUACUGAAGCUGAAUAAUUUUACAAGUGUCAUACCAGCAAAAUUUACAAGCGGUGAGUCAACACAGUUUUGGAGAAAUAAUAAUAAUAAUAAUUUAAAAAAAAUAAAGAGCCUGAUUGGUAUCUUUUUGUCUAACUGUUACAGUAUCAGUAUCAUUUCAAAGAGAAAGUUUAAAAGAAAAAAAAAGAUGAUUAAAUCCAAAGCACACUGUACUUAGAUGUGAAGAUUAGAACUUGAAGCAGGCUCUGCGCAUCCUGACACUUUUCUACUCUUGAGAGGAACUUGUUAGCUGCAAUGUUGAUGUUUGUUUCAUCCUGCACGUUCCCGAUUAGUUCUUUUUCUUUUUCUUUCCUUUGGAACACAACACCUGGGCUCUGUGCUCGAGUCUUUAUGUAACGCUCAUUGUCCGACUCAGAUCUUUUUCUUUCUUUUUUUUUUGAGUGAAUUAGGAAAGUAAACGUUUUGAUACCAUACCUCAGCCUUCCUGAGUUCUCUUAUGGAAUCAUUGGCAGGUUUUUUAAUUUAUUCUAGUGGCAAAACAAAUGAAAACACUGAAAGAUAAUUAAGCAAGUAAUCAUUGCACUGUGAGUUGUAAAGUACAGGCCAUUUUUUUCUAUUUGCACAUGUAUAUGUUGGCUUUUUUUAAAAAAAAAAAAGAAAAAGGAAACUGCCCUGUGCUUUGGGAUAGCAUGAAGGAUUUCGGAGCUAGUGUGUUCUCGACUAGAAAAAACACUUGAGCGUUUUGAGGCGAGUUCACAGCGUGGGAAGUAGUAACUGGUUAUGUUGCUGUGUACACUUGGAUUUCUUUAUAGAGUAGACCCAUGUCUCAUCUGACGAUAUUUAAUACGGGGUCAAAAGAUGACACUGAAUAAUUCACUAUCUACCACUGCACCGGGUUUUCCGCAGUACGUGUGGUCGAUGGUUUUACUCGUGAUGAUGAUUUAUUAAUAAUAAUCAUAAUAAUAAUAGGCUCCAGUAUGCGUUCAAGUUUUGAAAUUCGAUGCCGCCGCAGAUGCGUUUGCUGUUUUCCUUUUACCCGCGUCUCGUCUCGUCUCAUUUCUUUUCCUUUUAAAACAACCAGGUAAAGAACUAUGCUGGAUUACUUUUAAAGUAAACGAUACGGAGGUGUGAUCGAGUAAUAAUUUAAACAGUCAAGAGAAGAAGAAGAAAAAAAACAACUUGUAAUGUUCAAAUGUAAAAGAAAAUAAGAAACACAAAACUAUAAAAAAAAAAAAGAUGCUUCUUUGCUGAUUUCAAGUUUAAUCAGAGUUUUAUUGAUACUUUGUGGUUUAUAUAUUAAUAAUUGUAAUAUACUAUUAAAAUGUACUGUGCAUCCAUUACUUUCUCUCUUUCCAUUCCCCAUCCUCAGAGAUCCUACGAUAUUUUGUUGCUCAUUCAUGUACUUCAUUAGUGUGUAAAGAAAUCACAGUUAACUUGUAAACAGAGUGCUGUCUUUGAUACCAGUGUAGUGCUCUUUGUUGUUCUCCCUUGCUCUACCUCUCCUUUCUCUCAUAUUUAUCCCUCUCCCUCUUGCGCUCUUUUUCUAUCUCCUGUAAUUACAAAGUAGAUGUUAUAGAGGACUCAUUAAUAUAAUACUUGUAGUGAAUAGUGGAUUUAGGACCAGUCGAGAUAUACCUUUCUCUCAACGAUCAUGUUAUUCUGGUAUUUGCAGACAGUUAUUUUGUUAGAGGUUCAUUGUAAUUUUUCCCUGUAUGUUUUUUUUCUUUUUCUUUUUUCUUUUGGUUUGGUUUUGCCACUCUCACAUGGUUUCAGCUAACCAAAGCUCUCAUGGAUGAACAAUAGAGAAAUAGUUGCUGUAAGAUGGAAUUGUACACAAGGCAUUAUUUGGAUCCCCACCCUUGAAUGUUUUUAAAGGGGUGUGCCAUACUACCUUAAAUGCUAAUGCUAGAUAUGCAAAACUUUUGUGUUUGAUUGUUUCUUUCCUUUUUUUUUUUUCAAGAGGGACACAAGCUGAAAUCACGGGAAAAAAAAAAACAAUUUUUACUUAAGAUAUUUCAUAUUUUUUUAAGAGACAUGCGAGUUAUUACCACAUACGUCAUCAGUCACAGAGCUGUUUAAAGAGCCUCUUCUAUCUUUUAAUGUUUGUACACUUUGCAGAUAUCCCAGGCUCCUCUGGUGUCAUUUUUUUUAGAUGAUACAGUUUUUGAGCUCUUAUUUAUUUGGGAACUGUUAAUGACUUUUUUUAAAAUCUUAUUUGAAUCUGUUAACAGUGUUUCUGACACUACAGAGGCAUUACUGACACACACAGAGAAACACUGCAAAUACUGAACAGAGAACCAUUAGAGGAAUAUCAGCAGGUGCUGAGGGGUGUCGAGUUUGUCACGUCUGAUUAAUAGACAGUUAAAUUCCUGUCCAGAGUUGGACCUGCAACCUGAAGCUGUGAUGCAUUGCCAAGCUAGAAUAGAUUAUUAUUAACAACCGUGUCAAAGGAUGCCUGGACUUAACAUGUUUAGAUUUACACGAGCAAAAACAAACUUAUUAAAACAAUGGGAUUGCUGCUGAAGCCGCUGCUUGGACCCCUAAUACAGCCAGUGCAGUUGAGCCUUUUUGAGCAUAAUCUCUGUUUGCUAAUUUACUGGCUCUUUAAAUUAACGGUUAGUAUUACCCUGUUGUUAAUAAGUUAACAUUAGUGCGCUCUUUCUUCCUAACCAGUCUGCACACAGCACAUAGAGUACACAGCAGCUUUGUCAGUGAUGCUAAUAAGUUAUCUUGUUUUGCCUUUUUUCUAAAGUAAAUGAUGAAAGUAAAUGAUCUUUACUUUACUUUCUGAAAGUAAAAUUGUUCUUUUUUAAAAAUUAAAAUUAGGCAGCGGCCAACUAUCGCAUACGUCAGUAUCUUAGCGAGGUAGAGUGAUCACUCACUUUAGAAAAAUGCAGUAUUUGUGGAAAAGGUUUUAUUGUUUGAAAUAUAAAUGUAUUAAUAGCAGAAGAACAAUAACUCAACACAGUUUGGUUAUAAUUUAAUUCUCAAAGUAAUAAAGAAAUUCCUCCUGUUCAUUAAAAUAUUUUAAUUGUAUAAUUAACUCAAACGCAACCCAGUCGCGUUCCAGUUUUCUUGGCGUUUUUUCCAAACAGCAUAUACCGGAGCAGCAAGCACACACUACACUGUGCUGUCGCGGUGCCUGUCUUAGUCUUAGUCUAUAAUUAACCCUUUUUCACUGGAAAGAAGGCUUGAAAUGGCUUGUUUUCCCUCACACAAUAUCAAAAUUGACUCUUCUAUUGUUUUGUGAUCCUGUAGCUUGGACUUUAAGGUAGCAUGGCUCUGUUGCUGUAAUUUCAUUUUAUCUCAAACUGACAGCAGUUUACAGCUGAUGAAUGUUACACAUCUUAGUAGACUAGCUUAUCCAUUUGGGGAGAGGGGAGGGGACUUGGUUUAAGAAAAAAAAAAUAAUCAAAAAAGAAAAAAAGUCAACCUGGAAGGUGUUGACAUUUGUAGUGUACUACCGUAUCCAUUUAAACUUGAAUCUCGAGGCAAGUGCUAGGCAAUGGCCAAACAACCCCAUCAGUUCGAGGUGGGGGUGGGGGGGGAUCCCACCCUGAAACCGUACACACUUAUGGGAUUUCUGUCAUCCUGGGUUCACAAGCGUUUUCUGAAUAUGAACAAAAGUUUCCUAAAAGCUGGAACACCAGGCUUUACAGGCUCCAUUUCCAAUGAAUCAGACAGACUUUGAAGGCUCAUUGAUUGUUCUUGAGCAUUUUUAUCCAAAAAGAGGCUUACUCAUAGUGGUGCUAAUGGUUUUUUUGAAAAAGCAAAAAACCAGACAGUGUGCCCUUAUCUCUGAGAGAUACUGGAUACCGUCACAGUGAACACAAAGUUAGCCAGUUCACAAAGUGACUCUCGCUAACAACGCUAUUUAACGUUUUUUUGGCUCGAUAUAUCAAAGAUCAGUUCAUGUUCACAAAUCUGGACUGAACUCUUCAAGGUGACGGAAAUGGCACAAGUUUGCCUGUACUACUGUGUUUUUGGGGUGAACUUCCCCUCCAGUCCAAACCAUUGCCAUCUCACGCCAUGCUCAUCGCCAAAUAUAUACAUAUAAUUGCAAUAUAUAUGUAUAUAGAUGAAUAUAUAUACUUGCAAUUCACGCUCAUUUGAACUGAAUAAUAUUAGACUGGAGACCUCAGCUGUAUACAGAAUAAUCCUCGUCACACAGCCACGCCCAGGUUCAUUUAGUCCACUCAUCAUUAUUGGUUCGCCAUCAUGCGAGUUCUCCCCCGGCGUGUUGUCGAGGUUGGAGUGGACCGCACGGCCACGCGGGGUGUCCAGAGGCUCUUCAGACUGCACGGCCUGCAAUGUGAGGCUCUGCCGUGUCUCCGCAGGCUGAGCGCAGAGCUCUCUCCACCGCUGUCUGCCCAUUCCUAACACUUGCCCCUUUUUUUUAUGUUAACCGACUUUUUAUGGCGAGAGACAGACAGACUUGACUGACAUCUGAAAGCAUCUUUCAGGUUAUCAUAUGGCUUGCUCAAGCCCUGUUGUAAAAUAUACUAAAAUAAUAAUGAUAAUAAUAAUGGAUGGGGGUCUCUCACAUAUCAAAUGUGGAAAGUCUAAUUUUAUAUUUGUAUUUUCAAAUAAUAAUAUUGACAAAAAAAUGUCUGUGAAAGGUUUCCAUCCUCUACUGUGGUCCAGAAAUCGAUGUGUCUGUCUGGAAAAUAAAUAAAAUAAACUGAAUUGUUAUAUGACUUCUU